UCCCAAUCUAUGGGAAACACCUAUUGUAGACCGAAAUUUAAGGAGAAAACCUUAACCUCGUUAAAUUUCGUUUGGUCUCGUGUUCUAACCACUUCUGAUCCGUUUCUUGGCGAAAUAUUGAAAUAAGUAUCUCUGGAAGAGUCGUUCGAAGUUGUUUCAGAUUGCCUGAUUGUCUGACCGAAAUCACGUGUACCAUGAUUACGGCAACCUGCAGGUUACUGUUUCCUCUUAAUAGGAAACAGCUUAAUCCGCUAAAUUUCUUUUGUAUUAGGGAAUUUGCUUCUGCACAAGAUUUUACUACAUCUGAAUCGAAACACGGGAUAGAAAAAGAUUCCUUACCACUAAAACCAAAAAAACCUCCGAAUGUAUUUCUGUUAUAUUAUAACGCUGUGAGAAAUGAGUUGCAAAAAGAGUAUCCCGAUUAUAAAUCGAAAGAACUCAUGAAAAAGGCGUCAGAGAAAUGGGCGGAAAUUGACCCAACGAAGAAGCAGGAUUUUCAGAAGCAAUAUUUUGAUCAAAGUUCUGUGUACAAGCAAAAAUUAAAGGAUUAUGAGAAUUCUUUAACUGAUGAACAGAAGAUGGAAAUAGUACAAGAAUUAUUGAAGAAAGGAUAUGCUUUGAACAAGGGCGAAGUUAAACAAAAACUUACAGAACUUGGAAAACCAAAACGACCAUUAUCUGCCUUCAUGUUAUUCUUGCAAAAUAAAAGAAUUACCAAAAAGCCACAAGAACUAUACAAAGAUUGGAUAAAUAAUGUGACUGAAGAAUGGAGAAAUAUGACGACGGAAGAUAAAAAUAAGUAUAACGCAGAAGCAAAAGAUUUAUUAGAAAAAUAUAAGAUUGAGAUGAAAAAAUGGGAGGAAGAUAUGAUUAAAGCAGAUCAACGACACGGGUCUGCAGAUGGCUUGGAACUUUACGUUAGCAAACGUGCUUUACAAACUGCGAUGAAACGGAAUACGGCAAUGGAUACAUCGAUAAACGAUGUUAAAAAGACAACUAUACAACCUCAUGAUACACAUAUACGUACACAGAUAUAUACAUAUUUUGUCUCUACGUGGAAAAGAGUUUUGACAGUUCUAAAAGAGAUUAGUGAAAACUGGAAGACGAAAUUAUACUAACCCAAAUGAGGUGACUAUUAUGAUGAUGGCAGCAGCAGAUGCAUAUGAUGGUUUAUACUGUCAAUAUUUUAUAUAUUGUAUAUUGUAUGUUCAUUAUAUUUACAUCAUCAUUAAUGAUUGUGAAAUUUAUCUUGAAAUAAUAUGAGUUAUUUUUCAUCUUACUAUUUCUUCUUUUUCAAAUGCGUAUGUACAAUUUGUAUGUUCAUUAUAUUUACAUCAUUAAGGAUUGUGAAUCUUGAAAUAACAUGAGUUAUUUUUCAUCUUACUAUUUCUUCUUUUUCAUAUGCGUAUGUACAAUUUUAUAA
Molecule: messenger RNA, 1423 nt
Organism: Temnothorax curvispinosus
Lineage: Eukaryota; Metazoa; Arthropoda; Insecta; Hymenoptera; Formicidae
Gene: TFAM
Product: transcription factor A, mitochondrial-like
Exons: 6
Coding region: 195-1118 (307 amino acids)
Molecular function (GO): transcription cis-regulatory region binding
Source: RefSeq, a predicted model, not a curated record